CAAAAGGGAAAAUGCUAUGGCAACUGCGGGAGUGUCAAUGAGGAAGCUGUUUGCGCCGUGUGCAGCAAUGGUGUUGGUGUAUAUUGCGUAUGGCAGAUCCCACAUUCUGGAGAAGAUCGCUAGCGACAAGGAUCUUAAUCCUUUGGUCUUCAUCGUUUUUCGCCAUUUCAUAGCCUUCCUCGUCUUGGCUCCUUUUGCUUAUCUCAUCGACAGAAACAAAUGGACUUCUCUCACAAUUUCGAUGACGAUAAACAUCUUUUUGCUUGCAAUCUUAGGCUCAACGAUCCACCUGAAUCUAUUCUACGCUGGAAUUAGCUAUACUUCGCCUAUAGUAACUUCCACUUUCAGUAACAUCAUUCCGAGCUUGACAUUUGUCAUGGCUAUUCUGUUUCGAUUGGAGAGAGUGAAUAUCAGAACUGCGAGAGUGGUGCUAAAAGGGUUGGGGACGAUUCUGUGCAUCGGUGGUUCCUUUGUUUUCACGUUUUGGAAAGGACCAUACGUAACCAAAGGCAUCUUCAAGGAGCCACUCAUAGACGUGUACAAGAAUCAAGGCUCUGGACAUAGCAGUGGCGAGGAUUGGAUAAAGGGCUGGGCUUUAAUUCUUGUAAGUGAGGUUGCUUGGAGUGGAUGGCUAAUUUUACUGGUCAAUAACACCCGAGUUGUCUUUGAGAAGAGAGUGUAG
Cucurbita maxima (winter squash) is the source of this 682-nucleotide messenger RNA. RefSeq names its product WAT1-related protein At5g07050-like. Gene Ontology annotation, cellular component: plasma membrane. The record is from RefSeq and is a predicted model, not a curated record. The transcript has 4 exons. Gene Ontology annotation, molecular function: transmembrane transporter activity. Bases 17 to 682 code for a protein of 221 amino acids. NCBI's taxonomy places the organism in Eukaryota, Viridiplantae, Streptophyta, Magnoliopsida, Cucurbitales, Cucurbitaceae.